AUCGCAAACACUUUGACUCACUUUACUUCGGUUCACCCGAAGAAUUCAAAGGAGUAAAAAGAAUGUUGGAACUCCUCUAAGAGUUUCCAUUACAUGGAUUCGGAGUGGCAUGACAAGAACGCUGAGGAGGCUUUGACAGGCGAGCAUGUAUUUGUGGCGCAGUGGUGGUUGACUUAUGGGAAGAAGAAGCACCCAACCUUGACAAAGAUCGCAAUCAAAGUGCUCAGCAUGCGGACCACGACCUCUCCGUGCGAGAGGAACUGGUCCACGUUCGACCCCGUUCACACGAAGAGGAGAAAUUUGUUGAGCCCAAACAACCUGCAAAUACUAGCCUUCAUCCAUUGGAACAAGAAGGUUUUGCACAUGUCAAGGGUGAAGAUGGGAUUUGUCAACACUGAGCGGAUCGUGUGGGAGACACCAAAGGACGAGGCGCCUUUUGAUGGUUUCAUGCGAGACGGGGAGUACGACCCUGCAGACGUGAAGAUCAGAGCUGCUAAUUGUUCCAAAUCUCGUGGAUGCAGAUCGACGGGCACCAGGUUCAGCGUUCGCGAGCUUCAGGAGGAGAGGGUGGACGACGGGGUAUGGAUCCUUGAUCUUCCCUACGUCCCUCGCUGUGUCGUGGACGACGGUCGCGGGAGGAGCAUUGUUGUUGAUAAUAACGACAAGGAGGAGAGCCACGACAACGAGGGUGGCGAUGAGUUACUCAAAGUGCAGCUCACAGACAUUCAGUCCAUCAAGCGCUCGGGCGGCAACUCAUGUUCUGCUAGACACGACGACAUCACUUCGUCAGCGGUCCUUGCAUCCGGCGGGCCUUCAGGGGCUCCUUCGGUGUCGUUGUCGGGCGAGGCCGGUGUACGUACACAAGAACGAAGCUCCACGCCAGGUGGUGUGGCUUCAGUGCAGGGCACCAACACACUUUGGGGCGCACAACUCACCCCUCAUUGGCGAGCUAUGCUCGAGGAGAUACCCACGGGCCGCGGGACGACAAACGGGGGUUCGACAGACGUUCACGGGGACAAUGUUGAGGUGGAGGUUGAUGCGGGUUUUGGUGGCACUACGGGACAUGCGGACGGAGAUAUGGGUGCGGACAUGGACGAACCGACUCUUGGAACAGCGGAGGACACCGAGGUUGCGGGCAACGAUGUGUUCUCCACUCUUGACCCGGGGUUGGGGUUAGGAGAGGGGUUCGCCUCCCUAUUGCACCACGUGGCCCCCAUUGCGCCAAGUGGCUCCAACAAGGACUUCUGUGAACACCUGUCUACGAUGUCCCCCGUGCAGAUUGAUUUUGAGGAGCAGGCUCCUGAUUGGGCCAAAUUCACUAGACUAACCUCACCCGGUCGACAGUUGAGCGAGCACAUUCCAACAGAGGCCGGGAAAGGAUGAAAGGGCAUGGUCUACAGGAGGAGGACCCGAGUUGCUGAGGCUGAAGGAACUGACCCGCCACAACAUGUAGUUGCUCGACAUG
Molecule: messenger RNA, 1465 nt
Organism: Chara braunii
Lineage: Eukaryota; Viridiplantae; Streptophyta; Charophyceae; Charales; Characeae
Source: the annotation of a GenBank genome assembly